Molecule: messenger RNA, 662 nt
Organism: Cylindrotheca closterium
Lineage: Eukaryota; Bacillariophyta; Bacillariophyceae; Bacillariales; Bacillariaceae
Source: the annotation of a GenBank genome assembly
AUGAAGCAAGGAACAACGGAAAACUUGAUGCAUUUCAAGGAACGAUUCUUGAGACAGGCCGAAGUCCUUCAAGAUCUAUAUGGCGUGGCCUGGUUCGGAGAUUUUGCAGUCAAGACGAAAGCGUAUACUGCUAUUGCUAGCACCAAUACUGCUGCUCAAAACAAGUUCAAGGAUGAUAUCUUUGAAGCCGUUCUGGCAACAGGAUUUCUAUGCAACAGCGAUCGAACGAGAACAUCUCCUCUGAUGCUGGAUCUUCAGACAAACUAUUGCAGAGAAGUGGAUUAUUAUCCAAAGACGGUCAGCAAAGCGCAGGAUAUGUUGAAAAUUCACAUGGAAGUGAGUAAAAUUCCGGGAGUGAACCUCUACCAAGAAAAAGACCAACCUAAUAAAGGUAAAGGCAAAGGAAAAGGAAAGGGGAAACCGAAGGAUGGAAAGAAGGCAGCAUGUUAUGUAUGUGGCAACGAAGACAAUAUGUCUCCAAAAUGCCCAGACAGACUGCUACCAAAGACUCAAUGGAAGAAUCAGGAUCAAUAUAUUGAUUAUGGGAAGAAGCUCAAUCUUAAUCAGAUUGGAGCAACUGUCCCAGCUACUGUCCCAGCUAUAGUUCCUGGAGCUUCAGCGUCCACAAGUGGAGCAUCAAGUGUUGCGGGAAGCGUUAACAC